Messenger RNA from Miniopterus natalensis, 4333 nucleotides. It is a transcript of the gene B3GNT5, whose product is annotated as UDP-GlcNAc:betaGal beta-1,3-N-acetylglucosaminyltransferase 5. Gene Ontology annotation, molecular function: N-acetyllactosaminide beta-1,3-N-acetylglucosaminyltransferase activity. Gene Ontology annotation, biological process: protein O-linked glycosylation. NCBI's taxonomy places the organism in Eukaryota, Metazoa, Chordata, Mammalia, Chiroptera, Miniopteridae. Gene Ontology annotation, cellular component: Golgi membrane. The record is from RefSeq and is a predicted model, not a curated record.
GGGAAAGCGAGAAGCCCACCCAGCGCCGCUGCCCAGCCCUCGCUCAAGGUUCAGCGGGCGAGUUCCGUCUCUGAGACCCAGAACUCUCGCUCUGAAGUCGGGAGGAGAGCAGACCUCCAACGGGGAGAGUAAGGAGCUGGGCUUGGACUCGGUCGAUUCCAGGUUGUACAGGAACAGUUACGUACUCUGGUGAGGGAUCUACACUGGAAACAUCACUGAAGCCUUCCCAGCAUCCUGCCACACAGCUACACUUAACCUUCACAAAAGAGAGCAAGUGGGAUACCUGCCCGAAGCCAGCCACCAAACUCAAUGAAGGAUGCCAGCGGGGGAACAUCUGGAUGUGCCAGUGUCCUCAUUCUACAGUGUGUUCCAUUCUUUUGCAACCUCAGCAAAAAACGCUAUUAAAAGAAAAUAUUUUGUGAAAUAAGAAGCUCCUUUUACAUUUUUAAUGACCAUCCUGUCUUAAGAUGAACAUCGGUUCUGCAGAAUACAAAGCUCUAUGGUCUCAAAGAAGCAAAUGUGUGUUUAACCCUGAUCCUAAAUAAAAAUGGACUUCAGAAUGUUUGUUAGUGGCAGAAGAGUGAAAAAAUGGCAGUUUGUCCAGUUAUUUGCCACUUGUUUCAUACUGAGCCUCAUGUUUUUUUGGGAACCAUUUGAUAAUCACAUUGUGAGCCAUAUGAAGUCCUACUCUUACAGAUACCUCGUAAAUAGCUACGACUUUGUGAAUGAGAGCCUGUCUCUCAAGCGCAGCGAGAAUGGGGCUCCUCGCUACCAAUACUUGAUUAACCACAAGGACAAGUGUCACGCACAGGACGUCCUCCUUCUACUGUUUGUAAAAACUGCUCCUGAAAACUACGAUCGACGUUCUACAAUCAGGAAGACGUGGGGCAAUGAGAAGUAUGUUCAGUCCCAACUUAACGCCAACAUCAAAACUCUGUUUGCCUUAGGAACACCUUCUAAUCCACUGAGGGGGGAAGAACUGCAAAGGAAACUGGUUUGGGAAGACCAGGAGUACAAUGAUAUAAUCCAGCAAGACUUUGCCGAUUCUUUCUACAAUCUUACUCUUAAAUUACUUAUGCAGUUCAGUUGGGCAAAUACCUUUUGUCCACAUGCCAAAUUCCUGAUGACUGCUGAUGACGACAUAUUUAUUCACAUGCCAAAUCUUAUCGAAUACCUCCAGAGUUUAGAACAAAUUGGCGUUCAGGACUUUUGGAUUGGCCGUGUUCACCGUGGUGCCCCUCCCGUUAGAGACAAACGCAGCAAAUACUAUGUGUCCUAUCAAAUGUACCAGUGGCCAGCUUACCCUGACUACACCGCUGGCGCGGCCUAUGUGAUCUCGAACGAUGUAGCUGCCAAAGUCUAUGAGGCCUCACAGACGCUUAACUCUAGUCUUUACAUAGACGAUGUGUUCAUGGGCCUCUGUGCCAAUAAAAUGGGGAUAGUACCACAAUACCAUGUGUUUUUCUCUGGGGAAGGGAAAACUCCUUAUCACCCCUGCAUCUACAAUAAGAUGAUGACAUCUCAUGGACACAUACAAGACCUGCAGGACCUUUGGGAAGAUGCCACAGACCCUAAAGUGAAAACAGUGUCAAAAGGCUUUUUUGGCCAGGUCUACUGCAGGCUCAUUAAAAUCGUUCUCCUUUGCAAAUUUACUUAUGUGGACACAUAUCCCUGUAGGGCUGCCUUUGUCUAAUAGUACUUGAACGUCGUAUGUUUUCACUGUCACUGAGCCAAACCUGGAUGAAAAACCUUUAAAUGUUUGUCUAUGCCCUAAGCGAAAAAUGAAUAUGAGAAAAAAACGAAAUAUUUUGAAAGCGCAGUCUCUCAGAUGUUUCUUUGAUUCUAGAAGCUAUUCAGUAUAACUUACCUACUUCAUUGCCUAAAUCCAUUUCAAGGAAUUUAUAUUUAGAAAAGGUUUAUGAGAACAAAACUAAAGGGAAAUUCAAGUUCUCAAUGCCACAUGUAUAUCUGCAAUAUAGAGAAGUUAUAAAGAAACCUUGGUGUUAGAAUAACUGCUUUUGGAAAGUGCCAACUGAAUGUAGAGUAUAACAUUUCAAAGAAAGGAAUGUAUUGUUAAGCUAGGUAUACAAGUUAAUUUUUAUUAAAGAGCACUUGAUGGAAAUGGUGGGGGCGGGAGGGUUGGCAUAGGAGAAAGUACAUGAAUCUGGUAAAAGAAAGUCUCAUGUUCUUCAGAGGAGAUUUAGGAAAAUGUACCGCAGGUCUUUGAAUAACCUGGUUUUGUCAAGCAUCAUUUCGUUAUAACAUUGACAAGAUGUUGUAGGAACUUAACUCUUGUUUAUAUCAAGCAGCCCAUUGUAAAAUCAUUUCAUUAUACAUUGUCCCACUGCAGUUCCAACAACGUGUCGACAAUGUUAAGUGAGGACUUACUGUACACAAUUUCUUUAUAAACAGCCAAAUCACUAUUGUCACAUCCAUGUAGCUAUUUGGCCUAGAUAGUGUUGGAGCCAUUUAAAACAUAUUUAUGUCUUUUUUUUUCAAAGUUUAAUGUAAAAUUGGAGAAGUCAUUAGCUCUGCCCUAACUGGUACUUUAUAUGUUUGUUUGUUUUUAUCAUUAGAAAAUGACACAAAACAUGGGCAGCUUGUUACCCAUAGGGUUCUUCUGUAGGGAGAAAUCAUUGUUAAUUCAAAUAAGCUGGUAUUAAUUCAAUGAAUUUUUCAACUGGUUUUUAAAUAUUCAAAGCGGUCUGUUUUUAAGGUAGUUAUUUGGAUGUAGUUUGCAUAGAGGCAUAUAAUGGAGAAGACUUCAAAAGGAAAAAAAGGACAUUGAAAAACCUCUUUUCUCUAUAAUUUAUAAAAUAAAAUUCUUAAUGUCAAAAUCAUUGGAAUGAUUGCUAAAAUUAGCCUCCCCCUCCCCAAUAAGGUCUCAUAAACCACAGUACUUUGUUCCAGUUUCCAAGAUUUUAAAAUUGAGACUAUUAAACAUCACAUCAAAACUAUAGUAUCUUCAAAAAAUCUUUUUCAUCAAAAUAACUGUCAGACGCAUCUUUGACUUUUAAAUAUUUCAAACUUGAAAUCAGAAUGCAAGAUAGAAAAGUUGCCAGGAUGAAAUUGAAAGCAUUUGUAAAGCCAUGUUUUCCUUAUAGUCAAAGAGAUGUGGCUAGGAUCUAAUAGAGUAAGUUUCAUUUUUUUACAAAGCAGGGUAGAAAUGUGGCCGUGAUGCAAACAGCCCCCCUCGCCCCCAGAAAGAACUAAGUGAUGUCUAUUAUUAGGAGGGGGGGUUUACCUGAAGGCCAAAAUAGCGACUUCAGCAAAAGCAGUUGUAUUGAUUAUAGAACCUUUGUCUGUAGAGGUGCUUGCUAGGGAAAACUAAGAUGUCUCACUUAAUUAGAUCAAGUUUGAAACAUGGGGAACAAAACAGAACUAAGGAAAGAAUUCUCAGUAAGCACAACUAGAUGAUGACAUAUAUAAUUUUUUUUGCAGGUAGCUUUUUAAUGUUUACAGAAAAUUUUUUUUUUUUAAUUUUUUUCUAUUUUGAAAAUUGAGGCUUGUUUACAUUGACUGCUCAGAUAAUUUAGAAUUUUUAAAUAAUGUCAAAACUACAGUGUCAACCAUUGUAGUUUAUAGUUAGGUUCAGGGUUUUUAGAUCAUUACAGUUUAAAUUUUCUGACCCAAUUUUAAAAACUAGAGAAUAAAAGCACAUCUUGACAAAGCAGAUUUGUAAUUAAUUUUUAUUAGUCGAGUCUUUAAUAACCGUUUGCCUUUUGGCCAUACAUACCCUGUGUAUCUAUACUUGUAACUGUUUAAAUUUUUCAUUGGUUGAAAACAUCAGUGUCUCUCUGGCCAUCGAAAUGAUCUUGUUUACAGCAAUACUAUUAUGAAACGAUUAUUUAUUUGUGAAAGAGCUCUCCUCAACUGUGUUCAUCUUUUUAUUUUUGCUUAGAAUAGAACAGAUUUAAAUUUACAGGAAAUAUGAAGGCACUUCCUUUUUUAAUAAGAAGGAAGUUGCUAGACUCUUCCUUCAUCAGACUUAAAGUACUGAGAAGAAUAUCUGUAAAUACAAUAAAAGGAUUCCAACCUUCUAAAAAGGAAGAUAAAACUUUGGUGCUCCAAUGCAGGGCUGUCUUAGAAAUCAUAAACAAAGGGAAAAUAAACACUCAGCCUGGAUGGUCACUUGAGUAGAAGAUGGCUGUACACAGUGUUAUUGCUAAAAACUUUUUACCUCUUGGUUGGUUUGUAUCUUUUUUCCAUAUUAUUAAUUUUAUACCAAAUGUUAAAUAUUUAUAUUAUUUGAAUUUAGCUUAUAUGUCAAAAUCAUUAGUGGUUUUUUUAAAAAAAAUAAAUCUGUGAUUUACAAUAAAUAACUUGAAAAUUG